Molecule: messenger RNA, 1230 nt
Organism: Photinus pyralis (common eastern firefly)
Lineage: Eukaryota; Metazoa; Arthropoda; Insecta; Coleoptera; Lampyridae
Product: leucine-rich repeat-containing protein 59-like
Exons: 4
Coding region: 184-1215 (343 amino acids)
Molecular function (GO): protein binding
Source: RefSeq, a predicted model, not a curated record
GAGCAAGAAACCUGAUAUUUGACAAUUGCCAAUAAAUACGUCACCAGUUUUUCCUGUUGACGUGUUUUAAAAUUUUCAAACGAAAAGUGAAAUUUAAAGGCACCGACGUUACUUCAAUGGUUAAAAAUUAAACCAUUUUGCUAAUAUUAAUCUAAAUAUAUACCCCCUUCCGAACAACAAGCAAUGUCUCCAUCGGCGAAGAAACUGAACGUAAGAGACAAGGUCGAAGAUGGAGAAAUGGAUCUGAGCAUGUUAGAUUUACAAGAGGUCCCCAUUAAAGAGAUCAUUUCGAUUAAAAAAGUGCACACCUUAGAUUUGUCAAACAAUCACAUAUCUUCGUUACCAACGAAUUUUUCUACUUUACAUUGUCUGACCAAGUUAGAUCUUAGUAAAAAUAAACUUACGGAGUUACCAGACAACUUUGGAGAUUUAGUCAAGUUAAAACAUUUGGAUUUGUAUCGAAAUCAGCUGCAGCAUCUUCCUCUGAACUUCAGCAAGCUAAGGGCGUUGCGUUGGCUGGAUUUAAAAGACAACCCCUUGGUUCCUGCAAUAGCGAAUAUUGCAGGUCCUUGCCUCGAAACGAAGCAGUGUCAAGACUGUGCGAGGAAUAUUGUUGCAUUUUAUACUAAGCUCGAACAGAAAGUCGAGCACGAGAAGAAUCUUAGAGAGGAGCAACGACAGAAAAACCUGCAGGCAAAUAUGGAAAAAUCGAAGAAGGAGAAGGCUAAGAAACCAAAGAAAGAAAAACUUGCACCUGUGAAAGACGUUGCACAAGCCGCCACAGUAACUAAGUCGGCGGAAAAAAGCAGUAAUUCUAAGAAAAACUCUUCCAAAAACAAGAAACAUACCAAACCGAGUGUUUUCACUUCGAUUAAACGCUUUUUUGCGAUUUCGUUCCUGUUAUUAUUAACAAUGUUUGUUUUAACUGCCGCUAAAAUUGAGUUUAUGAAGUCAUUGGAAGACAAGGCGGUCGAAAUUUGGUAUAGCGGUGUCGAUAGGUUGCCAAAUAAUCUUCAGGGUAUUGGAUUGGAGGUGGGAAGGACGAUAAAGUUGCUACACGAUUUUACCGCCAAAGGCGUGGUGAGCGUAUCAGGGUAUGUCAACGAAUUGGGUAACAAUCAUAGUGUUAAUGUUAUAUUGACUGAAAUGUCGCAAGUUUUCAAAAAUGCUACUUUAACGGCAAGUAAAAUAUAUCUUAAAGUUUUUGGGAAAUAAAUGCCAUAAUUCUUA